AUGCGCCUUUUGAAAUUUGACCGUUGUGGGAAGCUGAGCCUAACCAAAGACUUGAUCGAAGAUAUUCCAAGCUACGCCAUACUUUCACAUACUUGGGACACGGAUGAGGAGAAUGAGGUUACUUUCAAUGAUCUAAAAGAAGGAUUCGGUCCGGAAAAGGCUGGGUAUGCGAAGAUUCGAUUCUGUGGGGAGCAAGCUAGGAAAGAUGGUCUACAACAUUUCUGGGUGGACACCUGCUGCAUUGAUAAAGCAAAUCAUACCGAGCUCUCGGAAGCCAUCACCUCGAUGUUUCGGUGGUAUCACGAUUCAGCAAAGUGCUACGUAUACUUAUCAGAUGUCACGGCUAACAAACGCGCAAUCGACGAGACUGAGCCGAAAUGGAAAUCUGCGUUUCAAAAAAGCAGAUGGUUCACACGGGGCUGGACGCUUCAAGAAUUACUUGCUCCGAAAUUUGUCGAAUUCUUUUCGCGAGAAGGUGAGCGACUAGGUGAUAAGACUACGCUUGAGCGGGAGAUCCACGAGACGACCCAAAUUCCGAUCGCGGCUCUCCGGGGCGGCCCUUUGGCCGAUUUCACGGUAGAUGAGAGAAUGCAGUGGGGAGAGAAACGGACAACCAAAAGGAAGGAGGAUAAAGCGUACUGUCUGCUGGGCUUAUUCAACGUGUCUAUGUCUCUCAGAUAUGGUGAGGGAGAAAAGGCCUUCAUUCGGCUUCAAGAAAAGAUCGAUAAGUCGUCACGGAGUGACCCACUCAAGGAAAUGGAUACAUGGAUUCGCAAUGAGUGUUACAGUCUGAAAAAUCUGAGGAUUGAACGACUCUCGGGUCAGUUGUUGUCGAUGGAUCAGUGCUACAUCAACCUCGCAAUUGUGCGGCACCGCCAUCAAGACGCCCAUCCCUUAGAACAAGGGGAUGCUGCGCAUCAGUCGUCUCCCUUUUCACUCUUCCCUCGACUCCAGGUUAAGGAGCGGCACGAGGAAACGCAGGUUUCCUUGUCGACCAUCUUCAGCCCCCGCAAAGGACCUAAUGGUCAUACGAAACAGCCCAGACGAAUCUUGAUUCGAGGACAGGCCGGGGUAGGAAAGACCACGCUGUGCAAAAAGAUUGUCCAUGACUUUACUCAUCAUGGUAUGUGGGGAGGGUUAUUCGACCGCUUACUCUGGAUUCCUUUACGGAAGUUGAAAGGACAACAUGAGGGAUACAAUAUUCAGAGUCUAUUCCGUGACAUAUACUUCCUUAACCAUACCGACAGGACAAUUUUCGCACGUAAAUUGCACGAGGCGAUAGUCAACUCGAAAUACGGAAAAACUCUCUUUGUCCUCGAUGGCCUCGACGAAGUAUCUCUAGAUUUUCGGAAGGAUGGAGCCAUGUUUGAAUUACUUCUCUAUCUCUUAAACCGGCCUAACGUCAUUAUCACAUCUCGACCACACGGAGUUCUCCCAAGUCGCCUGGACCUUCCCGACCUAGAGCUGGAGACUCUCGGAUUCUACCCUGACCAGGUUAUGACAUAUCUUGAGAAAACAUUUCCUGACACGCAAAAAUUUAAAGAAAUUCAGUCAUUCCUCCAAGAUCAUUGGCUUAUCCGGGGUCUCGUUCGGAUUCCGAUUCAGCUGGAUGCAGUCUGCCUCACUUGGGACGAUGGCAACACCUUCAGAAAGGUCCCGGAGACCAUGAGCGCGGUUUACCGAGCAAUUGAACAAAAAUUGUGGAAGAAGGAUCUUCCACGCUUGGAGAAAAUAGUGAGUGGAAAGCCAUUGCAUGACGCUGACAUUCAAAGAGCUUCGCCAUCAACUAUAGAAAGCCUAGCCAGGGGCGAGAUCCUUCUGCUUGAAAUUCUAGCGUUUACCGGACUGCAUAACGACGUUAUUAACUUUGAUUCGGAGUUUUUGGACAUGAUAUACGCGUCUUUGACAUGCCGGGAAUCAGUUUCUCUGCCUGACCAGGUUCUCGCAAAUGUCUCAUUCCUUCGGACGUCGGAUCCUUCAUCACAGGAUCGUACCCAAUAUCACUUUCUCCACUUGUCCUUUCAAGAGUAUUUUGCGGCACGGUAUUUCGUACGACAUUGGAAAGCUGGACAACAACUCGAAUGUCUACAACUCGAAGGGGAAAGCAUUAAGAAAAUAUCACCUAUCCUUUUUCUUCAGAAGCAUAAAUACUCGACUCGCUAUAAUAUUCUGUGGCGGUUCGUCGCCGGGCUACUUCAACCUAAAGAGAUAGACGUACUACAAUUUUUCAAGGCCCUCGACGAACCACCCGACCUUCUGGGCCCGGCACACCAGCGACUGAUCAUGCACUGCUUAAGCGAAGUGACGUGCUCGAACAGUCAAAGAGAUUUCGGUUUAGUUCGCGAAAAGUUGGAAAAGACAUUGUCCGAUUGGCUGCAUUUCGAAUGCAAUUUCAGAGGGCGAGCAGAACUAGCACGCGAGACAGAGUUUCCAGAAAAUGUGGUGACCUCUAUUCUACUGAACGGGCCUGAAGAGGAGAGGGCGUUAGUUCUAGAAUCCCUAGGAAGACGCCCCGGGAUCCGGUUGAGCGUUGCGACAGCGGCUACCUCUUUACUAGAAGAAAGCCAGUCUAUGCGUUCGAAGAUAGCUGCAUGUAGAGCGCUCGAGGGCUAUCAUGGACAAUUGCCGAAGGAUAUACUCAAGAAGCUUGCGGCACGACUCGAGGACCAAGAUAGGUACGUCAGGCAGGCCGCCCUUGAAGUCCUUCAAGGUCAAUCCUCCUUGCCAGACGAGAUCCUCGCACGACUCGAACACCAAGACUGGUACAUUAGGCAGGUCGCCCUUAAAGUCCUUCAAGGUCAAUCUUCCUUAUCUGACGAGAUCCUCGAGAAAGUGGUGACACGACUUGAGGACCAAGAUUGGUACGUUAGGGACGAUGCCAUUGAGGUCCUUCGAGGUCAAUCCUCCUUACCAGACGCGAUCCUCGAGAAAGUUAUCGUACAACUCGAACACCAAGACUGGGAUACUAGGCAAGCGGCCCUUAAAGUCCUUCACUAUCAAUCCUCCUUAUCAGAUGAGACCCUCGAGAAAGUUAUAGGACGACUUGAGCACCAAGACUGGCACGUUAGACUAGUAGCCUUUCAAGCGCUUCGAGGUCAAUCUUCUUUAUCAAAUAAGAUCCUCGAGAAAGUGGUGAUGCGACUCGAAUAUCAAGACUGGGAUACUAGGCAAACGGCCUUUGAAGUCCUUCGAGGUCAAUUCUCCCUGUCAAACGAGAUCCUUAAGAAAGUGGCAGCACGACUCGAACACCAAGACCAGGAUGUUAGGAAGGCCGCUCUUCAAGCUCUUCAAGGCCAACCCUCCUUGUCAGACGAGAUCCUCGAGAAAGUGGUGGCACGACUUACGGAUGAAGACGAAUACGUCUGGCAGGACGCUCUUGAAGUCCUUAAGCGCUUCUUCUCCUUACCAGACGAGAUCCUCGAGAAAGUAACAGUACGACUCGAAGACGAGGGUGUUAGGCAAGCGGCCCUUAAAGUUCUUCAAAAUCAAACUUCCCUACCGGAUAAAAUUCUUGAGAAAGUGAUCAUACGACUCGAGGACCAAAACUGGUACGUUAGGCAUAUGGCUAUUCAGACUAUUCAACAAUCCUCCUUAUCAGACGAGAUUGUUAAGAAAGUGAUGAUAAGACUCAAAUAUCACGACUGGAGCACUAGACAGGCGGCCCUUGAAGCCCUUCGAGGUCAACUCUCUUUAUUAAACGAAAUCCUCGCGAAACCGAUGGUUUAUCUCGAAGAUCAAGAUCAACACGUUAGACAGGCGACUCUAAAAGUCCUUCAAGGUCAACCCUUGUCAGACGAGAUUCUCGAGCAAGUAGUGGUACGACUCGAAGACCAAGGUGAGUACGUUAGAGAGGCUGCUCUUGAAGUCCUUCGAGGUCAAUCCUUAUCAGAGAAGAUCCUGGAGAAAGUGGUAGCACGACUUGAGGACCGAGAUCAGUACGUCGGGCAGGCGGCCAUUCAGACCCUUCAGGCCUUUCAAGGCCAAUCCGCCUUAUCAGACGAGAUCCUCGAGAAAGUGGUGGCACGACUUGAACACCAAGACUGGGGGACUAGAGAGGCGGCCCUUAAAAUCCUUCGAGGUCAAUCCUUAUCAAACAAGAUUCUCGAGAAAGUAGUGGCGCGACUCGAACACCAGCACUGGGCUAUUAGAGAGGCGGCCCUUGAAGUUCUUCAAGGUCAAUCCUUAGUAGACGAGACCCUUGAGAAGGUGGUGGCACGACUCGAGCACCAAGACCAUAUUGUCAGGGAGGCCGCCCUUAAAGCUCUCCAAGGUCAAUCCUCCUUGUCAGAGGAGAUCCUUCUUAAACCUCAAUGUACGGAGCUUCUCUACAAGAGUUGGCUGCAUCGCAGUUUUGAUGAACAGAUUUAUGGGUAUCUCGCUGGCUAUGGGUUGUCUCUCAAUACUCCGGAAGGCGUCAAAAUGUUCUCCUUUAUGAGCGAAGAUGGCCUAGUUCGAUUUAGAGGCAGGGUUAAGGACGUGCAAUCAAACUUACAUGUUCCUAAGAAGUGGGAUACCGGUUGA
Cladophialophora bantiana CBS 173.52 is the source of this 4521-nucleotide messenger RNA. RefSeq lists its product as uncharacterized. The record is from RefSeq and is a predicted model, not a curated record. NCBI's taxonomy places the organism in Eukaryota, Fungi, Ascomycota, Eurotiomycetes, Chaetothyriales, Herpotrichiellaceae. Bases 1 to 4521 code for a protein of 1506 amino acids. The transcript has a single exon.